AGGAGAGUGGACGACACGACUUCCCACAACACCACACGGCGCGCACAAUGAUGACGUGGCUCCGUUCUCCUGACGACAACAAAACAUGGAGGAAUAUGCCCGUGAACCUUGUCCCUGGAGAAUAGUGGAUGACUGUGGAGGUGCUUUCACCAUGGGUGCAAUUGGGGGAGGAGUGUUCCAGUCGAUCAAGGGCUUUCGUAAUGCCCCUGCAGGUGUUGGACAGAGACUGAGAGGAAGUGCAAACGCAGUGAGAAUAAGAGCUCCACAGAUUGGAGGUAGCUUUGCUGUGUGGGGAGGGCUCUUCUCCACAAUCGACUGUGGUUUAGUUCGCCUGAGAGGGAAAGAGGAUCCUUGGAACUCUAUAACAAGCGGUGCCAUGACUGGGGCCAUCCUGGCAGCCCGCAGUGGGCCGUUAACUAUGAUGGGCUCUGCCAUGAUGGGGGGAAUAUUGCUCGCUCUCAUUGAGGGUUUUGGGAUCCUUCUAACCAGAUAUACAGCGCAGCAGUUUCAGAACCCUAUUCCCUUUGCAGAGGACCCCAGUCAGUUACCUCCAAAGGAUGGAGGUCAGCAGCAGCAGCAGCAGGGGGCAAAGGGGCAGUUUCAGUAGAGAGCAACAGGGACUGAGACCAGCUGUGGACACAGUGAGUCAGACCAAAGAGUAGUGGGGCGACACCAGACGUUACAGCAGGUAUCAGGAUGACCAGGAUGUGGAGAUACUGGUCUCUAUGGUGGUGUCAAGUAGUUGCACUAUGUUCUUAUACCUCAGGGGCAAAUUACUGUGAGUUUAAGUUAUUUAUGAGUGAAUGUUUGUGACAAACCUCAUCUUUGCACCUCCAGCAUCUCAUGCAAGACUUUCUGUAUUAACGGUUAUUCUGUCUUCACUAUGAUUUGGCUUAAAAUCAAUUUGAUUAUUCAACAUGCGGGCAACAUCUAUACAUUAAAGGAACAGUUUGACAUUUUGGGAAAUCUGCUUAUUUGUUUCGGUGCUGAGAGUUAGAUGGGAACAUCAACCACUCUCUGCUGGAGCUAGCAGUCGCUUAGCUUAGUACAACAACAAGGGGAAACAGCUAGCCUGGCUUUGUCCAAAAGUGUAAAAAAAAAAAAAAAACCGACCAGCACCUCUAAAUCCCACUAAUUAACAUGUUAUAUGUUGUUUGUUUAAUUCGUACAAAAAUCAAAGUGUAAAAAUUAUUUUCUGGGGGUUUAUGUGCCAGAAUGUUUCUUGGAUGGGGCGCAGUGACUUGCUGGAGCCUUGAGUUGACAUCUAUCACAUGUAAUUAUUGCCAAGAAAGCGUAAAUAAGUUUUUCCCAAAACAUUAAACUAUUCAUUUAAGCUUCCAAUGAUCUUACACUUGUAUGCACAGAUUUAGUAAACAGUGAAGUCAGUGUUUUAAUGGCUGCAAGGCAGAAAGGUAGAGUAAUAAGAAAAAUGAGAUGUCAGUGAGGUUUUACCAUAGAAAGUGGUAUUCUGAGAGUAGGGUAGUUUUAAGUCUUUUAUUAUGUGUCAGCUGUGACAACCAAUGCAAAGAACUGUGUGUGUGUGUGUGUGUGUGUUUAAAUGAUGUGUGUGCUUUAAGAUGUGUCCUCAGUCCAAAACCUCAGUCCAUUCUUUGUUUGCAGUUUCUCUCAAUAAGGUCUUGCCUCACCCGGCAGCUUUUGUCAUUUUGAAUCAUUGUUCAAUUGUUAUAAUCUUAAGUAUUAGAAGGAUGAGCACAUAUCGUGGAAAAUAUGGCUUGAAUUACUAAUAGAUGCACCUCUAGUCACUUUGAUCGCUGCAUUAUCCAUCGAGCAACCGAGCACCUUUUUAAACUCCAUCUCUCUGUCUGUUUUCUUAAAAUUGUAGCAUAUGCUACAGGAGAGAGAUGGUGCAGUGUGAUCCAGUGUUUAGCUGUCAAACUAUGUAUAGAAAAAAAUGUUUAUUGUAUGUAUUGUGUUAAUUUAUUUGUUUCGCAAAAGCUGAUAAAAAACAAUAAAGGCAUUAAAUGUU
Sander lucioperca (pikeperch) is the source of this 1987-nucleotide messenger RNA. It is a transcript of the gene timm17b, whose product is annotated as translocase of inner mitochondrial membrane 17 homolog B (yeast). Bases 86 to 607 code for a protein of 173 amino acids. The record is from RefSeq and is a predicted model, not a curated record. NCBI's taxonomy places the organism in Eukaryota, Metazoa, Chordata, Actinopteri, Perciformes, Percidae. The transcript has 6 exons. Gene Ontology annotation, molecular function: transmembrane protein transporter activity. Gene Ontology annotation, cellular component: TIM23 mitochondrial import inner membrane translocase complex; mitochondrial inner membrane. Gene Ontology annotation, biological process: protein import into mitochondrial matrix.